CCCCGCGGUGGAGGGUCAGCCUGUGCUGGUGGCCUCCGAAGGCUCAACGCUGGCCGGGCUUAGGUUGGCGCGGCUUUGCACUUGCCACGCCUCCUCUGCGCUAGGAUUGGUUCAGUGCUGGGUUCAGUGCCCGCCCACCCGCCGGCGGACAUGGCGUCUCAGCUCCGUCUCCGCUCGGCGCUGGCCCUGGUCACAGGCGCGGGUAGCGGCAUCGGCCGAGCUGUCAGUGUGCGCCUGGCCAGAGAGGGGGCCGCCGUGGCCGCUUGCGACCUGGACGAGGCGGCGGCAAGCGAGACGGUGCGGCUGCUGGGCGGGCGGGGUAGCGAGGAGGUGGCGCCCUGCGGGGGCCACGCAGCCUUCCAGGCUGACGUGUCUGAGGCCGGGGCGGUCAGGCGCCUGCUGGAACAAGUACAGGCCUGCUUUUCUCGCCCACCGUCCGUCGUUGUGUCCUGUGCUGGGAUCACCAGGGAUGAGUUUCUGCUCCACAUGUCUGAGGAUGACUGGGACAAAGUCAUAGCUGUCAACCUCAAGGGUAUUUUUCUAGUCACUCAAGCUGCAGCCCAACUCCUGGUGUCCAGUGGUUGUCAUGGUUCCAUCAUCAACAUCAGUAGCAUCACAGGGAAGGUGGGGAACAUGGGACAGACAAACUACGCAGCAUCCAAGGCUGGAGUGAUUGGGCUGACCCAGACUGCAGCUCGAGAACUUGGCCGACAUGGGAUCCGCUGUAACUCUGUCCUCCCAGGGUUCAUUACAACACCCAUGACACAGAAAGUGCCACAGAAAGUGCUGGACAAGGUGACUGGAAUGAUCCCGAUGGGGCAUUUGGGGGAUCCUGAGGAUGUGGCAGAUGUGGUGGCAUUCUUGGCAUCUGAAGACAGUGGAUACAUCACAGGGGCCUCAGUGGAAGUCACUGGAGGUCUUUUCAUGUAACUGCUUCACGGACCCUGGAUUCUGCUCACUCCCCCACCACUCCACCCGGCCUCCUGCUGAUGAGGACUCCGAGUUCCCAGGCUACAAAAGGGGUGGCAGUGUAUGGCUCUGGAAUGCUGAAUAUGGGAGGCAGGGGUGCUUGUGACCCUAAUAAAUUCCAAAUCCUCUUCCCUGCCA
Messenger RNA from Felis catus (domestic cat), 1107 nucleotides. It is a transcript of the gene HSD17B8, whose product is annotated as hydroxysteroid 17-beta dehydrogenase 8. Lineage: Eukaryota; Metazoa; Chordata; Mammalia; Carnivora; Felidae. The transcript has 9 exons. The record is from RefSeq and is a predicted model, not a curated record. Gene Ontology annotation, molecular function: estradiol 17-beta-dehydrogenase [NAD(P)+] activity. Bases 151 to 930 code for a protein of 259 amino acids. Gene Ontology annotation, biological process: estrogen biosynthetic process.